Pomacea canaliculata is the source of this 2798-nucleotide messenger RNA. RefSeq lists its product as uncharacterized. Bases 68 to 1498 code for a protein of 476 amino acids. NCBI's taxonomy places the organism in Eukaryota, Metazoa, Mollusca, Gastropoda, Architaenioglossa, Ampullariidae. The record is from RefSeq and is a predicted model, not a curated record. The transcript is spliced from 3 exons.
CACGGCGCCUCCCACACUCUUUGUCACCGGACCGCCCGGUACAGGUAAAACUGUGGUGCUGCUGCUGAUGGCCAUACAGUGGCUGCGGUGUGGUCACCACGUCUACGUUGUCAGUACGUGGUGGGGAAGCCGUGCUGUGUGCAAAAUGCUAUACCACAUACUGCAGACUGUAAACACACAGCACCCAGCAGUGGCAUCAAGUGGGCAAAUUCACCUCCUGGAGUUUGAUUUUCCAAAAGACAAAGACAUGGAGAAGGCUGUCAACGACUUGUCACAGGCAGCGAACGGAGGGCCGUUAUACAUAAUCGCUGACGAAGCGGGGCCUGAGAAUACGUCUGUUUGCCCUGUAGACUCAUCAGAUGAGGAACAGAGCGAAGAGGACAAGGCAAAUGAUUUCGGAAUUUUCUGUGGCAAGCUGUUGGCACAAGUUCCUCGACUCCAUCUGUGGGCAGCAAGUUGUUUCCAUGGACUCGCUCCUGUCGGCUGGCAAGUGGAAUAUUUAACCAGACCCCUCCGCUCUCCACCGACCGUCGUCAGGGAACUCCAGAAAACGUGGAAACAGAACAACAGAAAUCAGAAGAAACGGAAUCAAACGACUUACAACCAAAAAGCUCAGAACUACGAGUUGAGCAGUCAGGUGACCGAUGACCAGAAGGUAGAUAACCAGAGGAAAGAAGACCACGUGGCCGAUGAUCAGGAGAUUGACAGCCAAGACACAUACAAUCAGGCGACUGACAACCAGAAGACAGACAGACAGGAAACAGAUUCUCAGAAGACUAACAGACAGGAGACCAACAACCAGAAGACCCAGAACCAAGAGACUGUCAAUGAAAAGAAGAGAAGCCAAAAGGCUAGCAACCAACAACCAGUCUGUUUUGUCCACCCGUACAGUGAGCGCGGUUUUCCUGACCACACAGACGGCCCGCCAGUCAGACGACUGUAUCACGGGGGUCAGGGUCACUCAGGUAACAACGCAGGUAGCUGUGCCACGUGCGGUCACGAGGUGGCCAGCUUCCUACACAGUCUCCAUGCUGGUGUUGCAGGUGUUGCGUCCACAACCAUCAUCACCACAAGCAGUGGUACACUGAAAUCCUGUAUGCAGUGGAGAGACAUGCUGGUUUUGUAUUACUGGAGAAACUUCACAGAAGAUUCGGGUAUAGUGACGGGGCUAAGAGAAAAGGGCAUUCCAGUGCGGUUGAUGAAGGAUGAAGACACCAAUGACGUGGCCACUGCCCACAGUGAUGUCGUGUGGGUGGCGGAUGGAGAGCGGGUUCGUGGUCUGGAGAGAAAAGUCGUCGUGUGUGUGGACCCUCGUGUUGAAACUGUUCGACUUCACCAUAUGUCGCGGUGUACAUCACAGCUUGUUAUUGUCCUUGUCGACGAUGAGCCGUCGGUUUCUAACAUCUCCUACCUUGCUAGAGACGCUGCAUUUCUACAAUUAAACACGACUGACCUCACAAAAACUGGUCUUGAGGCAAAUUCUUUCUUUGAUCUAUAAUCCUUUGUUUAAUGGUCCGCAGCUUGCUCUGAGCGAUUCUUUGUAUUUUCUGAAGCAGGAACGUUUAUAAGACCAGGUCGGAGCCCUGGCAGUGUUUUCUUCCUUCACCUUCUGAACCUCGGCUGGUCCAGCGAGCUAAGCAACAUCAGAACGGGUGACGAGGUGGAAGUAACAUUAAACAGCAAGUUACAAGCAGCCCCUGCACCUUGUUAGCCCUGUCCAGGGUGGCGGGUCCUCAGUUAUUUAUUUGCCGCCCACCUGUUCGCUGAAAAGUGUUCCGCUUCUUGAAACAUUUUCUUGUUAAUUAGUCGCUCAUAUUCUGAGUGAAGGGGAUACACCUCUUCCACUUGGCCUCUUCCAGAUUCGUCGAGGCCGGACCACCCUGCACGGGGAAAACGUUGAUGUUUCUGCCGAUGGGUGCAGCAAGGCUGCGAUGUGGCCACGACGUCUACUCUCUGAGCAUUACAGACGACUAGGUCAGAACAUCACGUGGUCAGGCUCACCUUCUCUCACAGGAGAUAAAAGUAGAGAAGCCAUUGGACGACUUGUAAUGGGGGACGAGGGGAGGUUAGUUGCACCUCAUCCCUGAUGUGGGGCGUGAGAAAGAGCUGGGGAAGAGUUGAAAGUUGAAAGAGUAUCUUAUGAGAAUAAGAAACAAAAAAAAAACAAUCAUGUUUUAACUAGGUCAUAAUAUACUGAUGAUUCACCAUCCUGUGAUGACAGAUGAUGACAUUGAGGACGUAUCAUGCCCCGCAGUGACGUGGUGUGGGUGGCGCAUGGAGUUUGAGUAGACCAUGAUGUUAGAACUGAUUGACUUACUUGAUACAGCUAGUCAUUUUCUAUUGACAAUUCGGAGAUGCUGCAUUUAUACAGUCAAAUAUCAUUGAUCUCAGUAUGGUUUUAUACAUCUGAAAUAUAUGCUAUGCAGUGAUCUCACGUUGCACAAUGGAUUUAAGCUGACUUGGUGUUUUUCUUAUCGUCGUUAACUGUUAUUUUAAAUUUUACGAGUAGGACCAUGUCUGUUACAGUUCUAUGCCAUCACAUCGUUAUGCCGUUUAUAGUUUAUACAAUUUUGUCUAGCAACACGAGGUUUUGUAGAGCAAGUUCACUUGUCAAUGUACUUUCUAAUAAAACAUUAAAAUUUAAUAAAUUUUUUUGUAUACGUAAGGGACUGCAUGUUUUAAAAACGAAAGAGUGACGAUGGAUGGUAUAAAGCGCACUCAGUUUGUGAUGAAUGUUUGCAACUUAGGUUUGAUACCUGAUUUAGUUUUGAAUUUAUGAUGCUUCAAAUACUGUUAUU